GAAUUGUUCAAAAUUUUCUUCUGACUAUUAGUUAUCUAGCCAGAUGAUUGCUAUAUGUACUUUCUCGACACUCUUGCUCGAAAUCAUUUAUGACAAGCCCUCUAGCAACGACGGAAGGUUUCACCACAUUUUCAGCUCUCUUCUAUUCUUUUGUUUUCUUAACCAUGCUUACAAGAUCUGUUGUCAUGGCGUCGCUACCGUCUGUCAAAGCAGCUUAUUGGCCUUCGUGGACGACAACUUUCCCACCAUCAGCCUUAGAUACAUCCUUGUUUACUCAUAUUUACUAUGCUUUUCUCAUGCAAAGCAACGUCACCUAUAAAUUUGAAAUCUCAAGUCCAACAGCACUUCUUCUGUCGAAUUUUACUGCCACCCUCCACCACAAGAAUCCGCCGGCAAAAACCCUUUUCUCUAUUGGUGGCGGUGGUGCUGAUCCUCUUGUUUUUUCCCGCAUGGCUUCAGAGGGAAAGUCGCGUAAAGCUUUUAUAACUUCAGCUAUCGAGGUUGCACGAAAAUUUGGUUUUGAUGCGAUGGACCUAGACUGGGAAUUCCCUAAAAGCCCAAAAGAUAUGCAAGAUUUAGGCCUUUUAUUUAUGGAAUGGCGGCGAGCUAUCAACUAUGAGGCUAGCAGCACUGGUAACACAAAAUUGCUUCUAUCUACAGCACUUUUCCACAACUCAGAUUAUUUUGCUCUGAAUUAUCCAAUCCAGGCGAUAGAAAACAGGUUGGAUUGGAUCAAUGUGAUGGCAUAUGAUUUUUACGGUCCUAGAUGGUCCAAUGUAACCGGUCCUCCUGCAGCAUUAUACAAUCCUGGAACUCAAGUCAGUGGGGAUUAUGGGAUCAGAACAUGGAUACAAGCAGGGAUUCCAUCGAAUAAACUAGUACUCGGAUUUCCCUUUUACGGCUAUGCCUGGCAGCUUGUAGAUGCAAAUAACCAUGGAUUUUUUGCACCUACUAGUGGACCAGCUAUAUCAGCAGAUGGAGACUUGGGUUACGGUCAGAUCAAGAAUUUUAUUUCCCAGAACAGCACCACAGAAGUUUAUACAGUAGUUUCAAAUUAUUGCUACUCUGGCACGACAUGGAUUGGUUAUGACGAUACGGAAAGCGUUACAGCCAAGGUUUCAUAUGCUAAAGAAAAUGGUUUGCUUGGUUACUUCGCAUGGCAUGUUGGUGCAGAUGACGAUUGGACUCUUUCACAAGCAGCAUCGCAAACAUGGGGAUCAUGGACGCUAAUGGCCUGUCAAUGA
Molecule: messenger RNA, 1244 nt
Organism: Durio zibethinus
Lineage: Eukaryota; Viridiplantae; Streptophyta; Magnoliopsida; Malvales; Malvaceae
Source: RefSeq, a predicted model, not a curated record